CAAGCAAAAAUGAGCAUUGAAAUUAGCUCUGCUAAUCGAUUGCGGACCUCGCGACCGGCGAGUCGGCGUAAUGUGAAAUUCAUUGGCUAAUAUCAUUAGCAACGAGAUCAAACGUCACGAUACUUAAGAGCUGGGAUUGACGACCCCAACCCAUUGAAAAUGAUUUUCGCAGCCUUUUCGCUAGUCUCUCUGAAGCGGUUUCUUUCUAAACCUUAGAAUGGCGCUUGAGAAGACCUUCGAGACAGCCGUGAAGGCCAAUGACCAUAGCGAUGAAGAAGCCGCUCCCGUGAAUGUCGACGAGUCUACCGUGGCGGAUUGGACUGAGGCAGAGGAGCGCGCCGUAAAGCGCAAACUGGAUUUCAUUCUGCUGCCCAUCCUAGGCUUAGCAUUCUUCGCCCUGCAGAUGGACAGAGGGAACAUCUCAAAUGCGUUAACAAGCACGAUAACGCAGGAUCUCGGGAUCACUACCAACCAGAUCAACGUUGGAAGCAGUCUUCUCUCCGCGGGAAUCGUGCUUUUAGAGAUCCCAUCCAAUAUCCUGUUACAGCGCGUAGGCCCCCAAAAAUGGUUAUCAUGCCAAAUCGUGGCUUGGGGACUGGUAGCCACCUUUCAAAACUUCAUCACGAACUAUGGAGGGUACCUCGCCACCCGUGUGCUUCUCGGCUUAUGCGAGGCCGGCUUUAUCCCCGGUUCGCUGUACACCAUGUCGACAUGGUACAAGAAAUCCGAAUCAAGCCUCCGUAUCUCCAUUUUCUUCCUCGGGAACCUCAUCGCCUCAGCCACAACCUCACUCAUCGGCGCCGGCAUCCUCAGCAUGGGCGACCGGUACGGCGUCGCGGGGUGGCGCUGGCUCUUCAUCGUCGAAGGCGCAAUAACCAUCGGCGUCGGCAUCAUCUUCAUCCUCUUCCUGCCGCCCAAAGUCGGCAACGGGUCCCCACUAAUAAGUUUCGGGCAAUGGUCCUACUUUUCCCGACGAGAGUCCUACAUCCUCGUGCGCCGCGUCCUCCUCGACGACCCCGCCAAAACCACGAACCACCUACGCAUCUCCGGCCACGACGUCUGGACCACCGUCCGCAACCCGCGCAUCCUGCUGCACAUCGUCCUCACACUAACCAGCGUGGUCCCCGUCAACGCAAUAAACACGUACGGACCCUCGGUAAUCAAAAGCCUGGGGUACGGCACCGUGCGCGCGAACGCGAUGGCGAGCGUGGGCGCGUUCAUCGCGGCCGUGGCGACGGUGCUGCUGGCGUGGGUCUGCGACACGACGAGGCGGCGGGCGCCGUCGCUGCUGGCCGCCGCGGCGUGGAGUAUCAUUGCGUUUGCAUGUCUGCGGGAGUCGUAUAGGUGGGGUUCCGGCCGGAAGUACGCGGCGGUGGUUUUGUCGAUGGCGAUGAAUUCCACCGUUCACAUUUUGAACGUCGGUUGGUUGACGGUCAAUUGCCGCAGGCCGCAGGAGAGGAGCGUGGCUAUGGCGAUGAUUAUAAUGGGUGCGAAUGCAGGUGGGAUUGCUGGGAGUCAAGUGUUUAGAACUCAGGAUGCGCCACUCUAUCAAAAUGCCUUUACGGCAUGUUUGGUGCUUUCUGCAGCGGUGGCUGUUGAGAUUAUAGGGCUGAGUAUUUGGUAUCUCGUUAGCAAUAGGAAUUUAGAGAAACAGGGAGAUGGCCCUGUAGUGACUGGGAAGACGGAGGAAACGUCUGAGGGUCACCAAGUAGAAUUGGCGAAAAAGUGGAAGUGGACUUGGUAGAUAGAUGUUGAAUAUAACUCCGAUAUUGAAAUCUAGGUAAGAGAGGAUCUAUUAAGGUGCCUAGUUUCUGUACAACUCUUCUGAAUUUGAUUACCUAACAAGCCACACAUACCGUAGGUAUUUAUAUGGUGACAACAUCAC
Messenger RNA from Annulohypoxylon maeteangense, 1885 nucleotides. RefSeq names its product MFS general substrate transporter. The transcript has 4 exons. Gene Ontology annotation, molecular function: transmembrane transporter activity. The record is from RefSeq and is a predicted model, not a curated record. Gene Ontology annotation, cellular component: membrane. Bases 218 to 1744 code for a protein of 508 amino acids. Gene Ontology annotation, biological process: transmembrane transport. Lineage: Eukaryota; Fungi; Ascomycota; Sordariomycetes; Xylariales; Hypoxylaceae.